This is a messenger RNA of Zingiber officinale, 543 nucleotides long. RefSeq lists its product as uncharacterized. Bases 1 to 543 code for a protein of 180 amino acids. The transcript has a single exon. The record is from RefSeq and is a predicted model, not a curated record. Lineage: Eukaryota; Viridiplantae; Streptophyta; Magnoliopsida; Zingiberales; Zingiberaceae.
AUGAUAUGUGAUGUUCCUGAGCUCCGAGGAGACAAUUAUAAAAUUUGGAAGGAGAGAACUCUCCUUCAUUUAGGGUGCAAGGACGUUGAUUACGCCAUAAGGAAGGAUGAACCACCUCCUGAAAAUAUUGCUCUUUAUGAAAAAUGGGAGCGAUCUAAUCACCUUUCAAUAAUGUUCAUAAAGACCAAGAUCUCAGAUGGCAUUAGGGGUUCCCUUGAGCAUUAUGACAAUGUCCGUGACUUACUGAAGGCAAUCGAUGAUCAAUUUGUGUCUUCAGACAAGGCUUUAGCUAGCACCCUAAUUCACCAAUUCUCAUCCAUGAAGCUAAGUGGGAUACACGGUGUACGUGACCACAUUAUGAGGAUGAGGGACAUUGCGGCUCAAUCGAAGAGACUUGAGGUUGAGAUGUCUGACUCUUUCCUAGUGCAUUACAUUCUCAACACUUUACCAUCGCAAUAUACCCCAUUUAAAAUCUCUUAUAAUACACAUAAAGAGAAAUGGUCAAUUAAUGAACUUAUUGUUGGGGGAUCGGUGGCCGGCUAG